Mesorhabditis belari is the source of this 3432-nucleotide messenger RNA. The record is from the annotation of a GenBank genome assembly. Lineage: Eukaryota; Metazoa; Nematoda; Chromadorea; Rhabditida; Rhabditidae.
AUGUUGUUCUUCAUUUUAAAUGUGUUGAUUUUGUUCUCCUCAAUUGACUCGCAGACUCCGUCUCCAUAUGGACCAAUUGUCGUCUAUAAAACUUCGGAUCCGAAACCAAUUAAAAUCAUUUUUGACACCGAUGGAGCAACGGAUGAUAUGCGAGCGUUGACGCUGGCUUUACAGACACCAAGUGUAGAGGUAAUUGCCAUCAUGGCGACUCACGGAAGUAUAAACACGAGUCAAGUGGUGGCAAAUGUGAAUCGGAUAUUGGCGUUAAAUGGGUUACAGGGCAAAAUCCCGAUCUUCAAGGGUUCCGAUACUCCAUUUAUCAUCAACGAUAUCAAAAAAGAGUCAUAUUUCAAUGGAUUGGAUGGAUUGGGUGAACGACCGGAUGUUGAUCCAAAAGCUCUUCCCUCAUAUCCAACAAUGUAUCAAACGACCGAUACAGCAGCUGAAGCAUUGGUUAAAAUAGCGAAAUUGAAUCCAGAUUCCACUCUCGUUGCUACAGGUUCUCUGACAAAUAUUGCGUUGGCGCUCAAACUCGAUCCGGAUUUCUCGCAGAAUUUCAAGAAAUUGGUGAUUAUGGGUGGGAAUUAUUUGGGCAUCGGCAAUAUCUAUCCGGGUCAUUCGGUCGAGUGGAAUUUCGCAAUGGACCCCGAGGCGGCGUCGAUUGUUUUACGGGAAUUCGAGGCGCCGAUCACCAUCAUUCCCUGGGAAGCCUAUUAUAUUCUGGGACAAAAUUAUUCUCAUUACAUAAACUACACAAAACAUCUCGCUCUUGACACUCCACUGGCCAAGUUUUUCCUGCCAAUCACCGCGAAGGGACGCGAAAUUUUGGGUGGAUCGGGGAGUGAAAUGGCUUAUGUGGAUGAGAUCGCGAUGGGAGUGGCGAUUAAUGAGGAAAAAAUGGUGAAAGAGAGUAAAAAUUUGAAUGCUCGCGUGGAGUUGAGUGGACAGUACACAAGAGGUCAAAUCGUGCCUGAAUGGGUCAAUCGGAACUUUGUUGAGGCAAAAAUCGAUAAACAGUUUCCCCAACCACGGUGUCUCAUCAAAUUUGUGAUCGAUUAUGAUGUGGGAUUAUUGGAUGAAUGGAUAAAUAAGGCUUUUGCGAAGAAUGUGACGAAUUUUUUACUUAUUUCACUUCGAAUCAAUUCGAUCCACUUCAAAGAAUUUGUUACGGGAAUGGUCGAUUACAAGCAACGCCGACAAGUGGAGAAAAGCGACGACGAGACGAUAUCGACGACAAGCAUCUCAAUUCAACUUGCUGGUCGGCUCAGCCAAGCUCACGAUUGUCGCCAACGAUCGUCAACCAAUCGAGCGCCAACGUCGAAUCGCCGUCCCGCUUCACGUUCACGUCCAAAGGAAAGAGAUAGAUGGAGAGAUGAACCGAAGGAAACAACAACAUUUGCAAAGCCUCGUCUUUCAACCAAGGAUUUCCCGAUGAAAGCUGAACACCUUCAGAUUUUACCUGUGACGAGUGAAAAGCAUCCACACUUCAUGCGCACACUCCCUCGUCAAACGGCCAUCUCGAUUCGACUUGAGAAACCGCAAAGUGUGCAACAAGGUGCCGUGAUGCCCGUAUCAAAAGCAAAGAGAAACUGGGCCGGCUUGCGUGUAGUUCCGUCGUUGGUGGAGACUCCAAAAGUUACUCGCUAUGAAUUCUCGCUUCCCUCCGAACAUUCUCGCCUCACCAUCAUCAACACCCAGCCGAUUCGACAAGUCGCCCACUUUGUUGCGCCACAAGCAGAAAGGUUAGAGAGCGAUUUUUGGCGACCGGAAGAAUGUGGCUUUAUCUUGCGGACUGUGCAAGCACUCGAUCCCCCACCAUCGCCAUUUGUUGCUGAAAUUUUGAAGCCUGAAUGGGAGACGAUCUUCUACACUCUUUCUCUGGGAAAACAUGUAGCUAUCGAGCAGCGAAUCCGUACGAUCCGAGUCCAAAAGCUUAAUCAUCACAUUGCGAAACGACAACAAGCAGCUGUACUCGGGCCACGGACGUAUCGCCGAAUGGAGCAGCCACAAGAAAUUGUCAAGAUCCGAGCCUACCCCAGCCAUUCCAUCCGACUUUCCACUGUUGAAGAUCCGAGCAAUCAGCACCGCGUCACUUAUUUGAAUCGAAAUGGAGCGCCAGUCUCGAUGCUUCCUCAACGUUCACGAUCGAGAUCGAAAGAGAAGCGGCGACAACCGAUUGAGCCCACUAAGAACGUGCCGUGUCCAAAUCUAGAGAAUUGGAACCCUCGAGAUCGAUUUGAGCCCAGCAAUAGACGUGUUUCGCCUCGACGUCGUCGAAAAACGCUUUCAAGCUAUCGCUCAACUAUUUCAUCAAUCGAAAGUCGGCGCUCCGAUUCAAAGAAGCCAGAUUCUGAUUUUGUCCGCCAUGAAGAGGAGUCGAUCGAUGAACAUCUUCCAAUGCGACAACAGAAACGAGCUGUACUUCAUCGCGUCCCAUCAAAGGAUGCAUAUCAACCUCGGCCACAAAUUGAAAAGCCUCAUCGUCCGGUCGAUCCAAAUCCCAGUCGAAUCGAGUAUGUCUCGAGCAAGAAAAAGCCGGUGAGGAAAUCGCGCAAGAGGCCAUCUUGGGAAUCUCAGUGUCACAAAAGAGGCCGCAAGUCACGUCGUCCACCGCGAACCUAUCAUAUCGAUGUCGAGAUUGGCUACGAUGACGAUGAUGAGGAUAAAAAGAAGCAGAAGGACCCUAGGAAACCAAAACAACGAGCACAAUGUUCCGAAACCAAUGUUACAUUGCCACGAGAGGAACGCCGAGAGGAGUCUUAUCGUCCAUGUCUCAUCAAGUCAACGAAGUUGAUGCGAAGAGAAGAGCCUGCAAAGAAAAGCUUCGAGAUGAUGACGGCUGAGGAAAUUCAAGAUCCCACGCUUUCGGAGCUAACGCAAAGCAAACGCACGAAAUCCAAUGAGCAGACGAAACCCGAUGCAGAUGAACUUGAGCUGAAGACCGCAGUGAAGGGCCCAAGCGAUUCAGUUCGUACAGCUCGCGCGCACUUCUUUGCAAGCGAAUCGGCCGGAUCUCCUCAACCGAAAAGGACGCCUUCGGGACAUUAUCUUUAUCAAGUUGUUGAGGGCGAUCUCUACAAACGCCCACGCAAGAAGCACCACGUUCCCACGACUGAUCCUCAUCGGAAACAACUAGGUUCGCUCACAGAACAUGCACCCCUGAUGGAGACGGCCCCGCUGCAACAGAAACCGAAGAGCCCUCCACCUCCACAUCAAGAAAACAAGAUCCCCGCAAGAAAGCCAGCUACUCAUCAUCAUGACACGAAUGCGCAUAAAAAAAAGCUACCGAAGUUGCAUCAAAAGUCCAAGCAAAUGAAAACGCAUCAAGGAUCAAAGGACAAGCAGCAUCGACGCACAAAAAUACACUCGGCAAAGGGCACUCCCAAAAAAGCCAGCCGCAAUAAGUUUCGCGCCUCCAAAAAGAAUAAGCAU